AUGAAGCUCACAGUAAUUGCUUUGCCAAAUUCUGGAGCUCUGAAGUUGGAUGCGUGGAAUCAACUUGCCUCUGAAGAAGGUUUGGCGAAGAAGUUUGGAAUCUCAAAUCGACUUUUUGAUUUGGCAGCUUUCAGGAAUUUCUAUCAGGAAGGGCACUCAAGUAAAAAUAAAAAGGCUAAAAAUUGCAUUGCAGCCGGAUCACUUGUAUCUUUGCUGAACCAAAUGGUUUCAUUGUUGAAAACAAAAAGAAUUGUUCAAGCUACAAGAACAAAUGACAAGCAUCAGCUGAAUUCAAUUGAAAAACAACUUCCGCAAUUAGGAGCUCGAGUGCAAGAACAAUUGUUGCAACUGCCUCUGCCUUCUGCUUCUCCUCCAGCGCAAAUUGUACAUGAGCAAGUGCAACAAAAGUCACUGAACUCUACCUCUCUUGCACCACAAGCAUUACGUGAACAAUUGCAGCAAAAGUCACUGGAUUCUACCACUCGUCCUUCUGCCGAAAAAAGAAAAAUAGGAAAAACUUUGAUGCCAAGUGUUCAUGGUAGGAAAGAGCGCAAGCUAAUUGUGGUAAACGAGAACAAUCAACCCAUUGGUCCUAGUGAUAAUGAUUUAGCAGAGUUGGGUAGCUUCCUCGGCACAUUGGCAAGGAAUGCGGCGUUUUGUCCUCUUAAUGUGUUUAAUUGGAGGAAACUUCAAACAAAAGAAGAUAUGUGGAAAUAUAUCAAGGGAAAAUAUGACAUUCCUGAUGCUUCAAAAAACUGGGUUUUUGAAUCAAUUCAAAAUGCUUGGAGAAAGUAUAAGAUUCAAUUAUUUAACGACCAUUAUAAACCCUAUGAGAAUGACGAGCUACGAAUGGAGAAAAGGCCAGUUGAUGUUCCUGAAUCUCAAUUUAGGGAUCUUCUUAAUUAUUGGAACUCUGAUGCCUACAAGGUAAAACUAAGUACUAUCCCAUGA
Molecule: messenger RNA, 951 nt
Organism: Nicotiana attenuata
Lineage: Eukaryota; Viridiplantae; Streptophyta; Magnoliopsida; Solanales; Solanaceae
Exons: 6
Coding region: 1-951 (316 amino acids)
Source: RefSeq, a predicted model, not a curated record